Messenger RNA from Drosophila serrata, 2588 nucleotides. RefSeq lists its product as uncharacterized. The record is from RefSeq and is a predicted model, not a curated record. NCBI's taxonomy places the organism in Eukaryota, Metazoa, Arthropoda, Insecta, Diptera, Drosophilidae.
UCACCUUUUCAAAACCGAAUUUCAUCCAAAGUCGGAGUAACACCUUCGUGAAUAUCCUAUGUAUAUUUUUGUCACAUUUGAAUUAAACAAUACAAAACUCCCCUAACAGAAUGAGACACCACGAGGAGGAAGAUGAUGAGGAGGAUGCCAGGGAGCUCGACUUGGACUUGGGGACUGCAAUAAAACUGUCCCUGAGAAGCGGUAGAAAUGUGAGCACCGGCAGGAACGUCUCCAGGCUCUCCAACCUGAUUUCGCAGACUUCCACGGAUGAGAAGACUUUGCUGAUGUCGCAGCAGUCGGAAGCUCCACAGGCCAAGUACAGUGACCGCCUUGUGGAGGACAUCUUAAAAGAGAUCUUCAUGGAGCAGCGAGGCGACUUCCCCGAGACCUCCUCUUCCUGUCACGUGGCCGAGAUGCCUUGGCCGCGGCAGCCGGAAGGGGAGGCCCAUGUGGACAAGCGGCUGCGGUAUUGGAAGGAAGUGCUAAAGCAGCGCAAGAAGAUGCAGGAGCGCGUGCAGCGGGAGACGGGGAAGCUGGCCAGCGAGGUGCUCUUCAACCGCCGCUCCACGCUCGACCACCGCGACGAGCAGACGGUGAAGACGGUUCUGGACUACGCGGGCCGCAUGGAUCCCGAACGCCUGCAGGAGUUGGCGGUGGCGCCAGUGGUCAAGCUGCCUGACCGCCAGGAUCCGUGCACUUGCCAGUUCAUUGUCGGUCCGGAGGUGACGCCCCCGCACGCAGAACAGGUGGGCUACAAGCAGGUGGAGAUCAUUGGUCUGCCGGAGGUGAGCAAGCAGGAGCUGCUGGGCAAGGAGGCUCUUAAGGAGAAGCCACCAACUGGCUGGCUGCAGUCCGAGUUCCUGGACCAGCGGCUCGAGCAGAACUUCGGCGCCAUCGAGAACGUGGUGGAGUUCUUUCCCGACCUGGCCGCCUUGCAGGUGACGGGUGUGGGAGUGGAUAAGCUGAAACCCACCUUCGCUCCGACGGUCCUGCUGCAGUCGGACUCCCUGCACACGGUGACCAACACCGACAGUCUGUUCUGCUCCGAGGAGUACGUCUCCGAGUCUGUAGGUGGCACUGAGGAUGAAUCCACAGAGGCCGAGACACCGGCGCCAGUUCCGGAGGUGGGUCUGCGCGUGAACGGUGUGGACUAUGUGCCGGGGGAAGCCGGUGGCGGAGUCCGCGGUUGCUAUGAGAUCGUGACGCGGUUCUCAUGCGAUCCCUUCCGUCGUCGCAUUAAGCGGGUGUUGGAGCUCACUAACAUCGGCCUGCAGACGCUUUCCUUCCACUGGAAGCAGAGCACGUACUUCUACAACCGGGCAUCCCUGCUGCUGGCCCGGGACAACGAGUUCUACUUCGACGUGGAUGGCUUCCGGCUUGUGCAAGGCCAGAGUCGGAGCAUAGUGGUGCUCUACCAGCCGCGGAAGGUGGCCAUGGCCGUGGAGCUUUGGCUGCUGCAGGUGGAGCCACGCAUCUUCUGCAGCCCAUCGCUGCUGGUGCGGCUCCACGGACGCUGCACUCCUCCGGCGGACUACAUGGCCAAGCUGCUGGAGUGCCAGUGCGCCUGCAUCUGCAAGUCGGACGCGGUGGCCAUGGACAACCUGACCACUCACCUUGGCGCCCUAGCUCCCCUGGUGGUGCCGCCGCCCACCUGCUGUCCAUACCCUCGCGUUCUGGACGAUCGGGAAACCUUUAACGCCCUGAACCCGGGCUACAAUUGCGACCGCUUCGAUGACCUUGAGGUGCUGCGGUCCCUGCAUAAGCGCUUGAAAAAGCCGCGCGAGAACCCCUGGGAUCUGCGCCUGUCCACUAUCAGGGGCUACAUCCUGCGCGUGGAAGCCCUGCGCGAAAGGGAGCAGCUCUUCGCCGAGUUCAAUAAGCUGAUAGCACCCCUGAUGCUUGCAGGCUCCUCCCUUGACACCUCACAGGAGCGCGAGGAGCAAAAAAAUCGAUCCCGGUUUAUCUAUGUGCGAGGAGUGAUCUGCAACGGGAUCGCCGAGUGGGAGGAGCUCAUGUUCAACGUGGAGGACUCGUUCUUCAAGCCGGAGUUGCAGCGCUUCUACCAGAGCUUGCUGACGGUUUCCGAUCAGGAGGAUGAGGAGGACGACGAGGAUGGUAGUCGCCGCAUGUCCCGACAGCCACGUCCCAUUGUACCCAUCGACCAGGAGAAACUAAGGGAGAUCCUAGAAGAAGAGGAGCUGGACGCCGACAAGAUACGGGGGGCGGUCAUGCGUAAACUGUAUCGCUCCAAGUACUUCCGGGACUCCCUCUACAUACAGACCUACUCGCAUCUGUGCAACAUGGCCGAGGAUAUAGUGUCCGUCAUCGAGAGCACGGAAGUCGAGCUAGCUUAGUAGGAAAAAGACUUGAGCUCAUCCCCUAGUACAUUUUUCGUUAAAGGAUCAUUUCAGAAAUAUGGCCCAAGGAUCCUGAAUUCUGUCCUAAAUUUAGAAAGACUUAUUGGCGUGAUGCAAAGUAAUGGGAUUUUUGAUCUACUUAGGUUUUUUUUUUUGGUUUUAUGGAGUUUAGUAAGACCCAAUAACAAUGGGCAUACCUUAAUGCAUCCAAUAAAUUAUAUCCUGAAGUUA